Daphnia carinata is the source of this 904-nucleotide messenger RNA. Its product is annotated as haloacid dehalogenase-like hydrolase domain-containing protein 2. The transcript has 5 exons. The record is from RefSeq and is a predicted model, not a curated record. Bases 88 to 873 code for a protein of 261 amino acids. Gene Ontology annotation, biological process: dephosphorylation. Gene Ontology annotation, molecular function: phosphatase activity. NCBI's taxonomy places the organism in Eukaryota, Metazoa, Arthropoda, Branchiopoda, Diplostraca, Daphniidae.
AAAAAAUAUGGAACAGAGCAAAGUCAUAAUACAAUAAUCAAUAAAUUUUCUUCUUGUCAUUAUAACAACAAAUCUUAAAGAACUUAGAUGGCAUUAGGGCUAAACCGUGGAGCGAUAAAAGCCGUGCUGGUGGAUUUAAGUGGAACCCUUCACAUAGAAAAUGAAGCGACUUAUGGAGCAGUCGAGGCUUUAGAACGGUUGAAAAGCUCUGGUAUAUUUGUGAGAUUUCUCACCAAUACAACUAAGGAGAGUAAAAACUAUUUACAUGAAAGACUUACCAAAUGUGGAUUUGGUUUAGAGAAAAACGACAUAUUUACUUCUCUAACUGUUUCCCGCCAAUACAUCGAAAAUCAUCAUCUGAACCCAUUGCUCUUGCUUGAGGAUGCAGCAUUGGAAGAGUUUCAAGGGCUUUCAAGGAAUACUGAACAAAUAAAUGCAGUAGUGGUAGGAUUAGCUCCUAGCAAGUUUGGUUAUGAAUCCAUGAAUCAUGCUUUUAGGAUUUUGAUGAAUGGGGCUGAUUUAAUUGCAAUCCACAAGGGUCGUUAUUAUUCUCGUGGUGACGGGCUGGCUCUGGGUCCUGGACCGUUUGUUUCAGCAUUAGAAUUUGCAACUGGAAGGACCGCUACAGUGAUGGGCAAGCCAGAGAAAAAUUUCUUCCUUUCCGCAUUAGUGGGACUGAACUGUGAGCCUCAUGAGGCCCUCAUGAUUGGCGAUGAUGUACGUGACGAUAUUGAAGGGGCGCUUCUGGCAGGAUUUAAGGCUAUUUUGGUACGCACAGGAAAAUUUCGCGCAGGAGAUGAAAACCGUUCCAGUAUACCACCAACUGCAGUUUGUGAGAACUUUGCAUCGGCAGUUGAUUACAUACUGGCAUAACCAUACAAAUUGCGUGAUGAGUGGCGCAAUU